Messenger RNA from Coniophora puteana RWD-64-598 SS2, 900 nucleotides. RefSeq lists its product as uncharacterized. Lineage: Eukaryota; Fungi; Basidiomycota; Agaricomycetes; Boletales; Coniophoraceae. The transcript has 11 exons. The coding region runs from base 1 to 819 and encodes 272 amino acids. The record is from RefSeq and is a predicted model, not a curated record.
AUGUCUUCAGCAUCCCUCCAACAGGAACUCGACUCUCUUUCUGUCUUCUUGUGGACGUCAAAUUACACAAUGGUUGCGGUCACAGCCCUAGUCGUGUACGACUACUUGCUAAAUCUUGCACUAGAGGUCGAGCUCAUAUGGGUCAGCUUCGGGUUGCUGUCUACGCAUCUUGCGCCCGGGCCCGCUUACACUACGAUUCCAGGCAAGGCCGCUUUCGUGGACAACAUAUGCUUACCUGAUGAUGCGUUAUCUGGGGUUAGCGUAUAUUGGCGUGCAACCACUGAUCGACUUAAACAUCUCGUUGACGAACGGACAGGCGGGCCAAAGUCCACUCCGGAGAUUGUCCUAUAUGAUAUCUACAACAGCUGUGACCAGCUGUUCCCGGCGUGGGUAUACAUAACAUCGGACGUGGCAGCGGUAUCCUUUGAGCUUUUCCUAUUUGCACUUGCCUUGGGGUAUGCGUGUAGACAUAUCCCUUCGUCGUUCUGGAGAAACCCCGCCGCCGCUGCUACAAGUCUGGCUACUGUGAUAGUCCGAGAUAACUUGGUUUACUUCUUCGUUGCGACCCUUAGCAUGGCGACAAACGCAGCCAUCGAAAUACCUUCUGCGGCCACAUCGAACACGUUCAGCAGCAUAGCGAUGAUCGCUCAAUCUGUCUUAGUAGCUAUGAUAGGCCCGUGGAUGGUCAUCAGUCUACGGCGAAGCUAUGAGCAGAACACGGGAGUUACUACGUCUCGUUCUCAUGAAGUUACAACGGUUGCAUUUGCUACCCAUCCGGUUGUCUCACAAGAUGGCGGUCAGGACAAGAGUGAAGUGUGAGCGAAACGAUUCCUUUUUGUUCCACUUCUUUGAAAACGCCGCGCCGCAUUCAACGUUCGAGUAAAUGGUAUAUAUUAUUUG